AUGCGGUGCCAAACCACCGACAGCCACGACGACGAGGAGGAUAACGCGGAGAACAAGAACGCGUACAAGAACGAGGAGGAGAACAAGAAGAAGCGAUUUAUUAGUGCAUCAGUUAGCAUCGGUGGUAGUGGAGAAGCAACAGCUGGCCGUAGCGCAGAAGCAAUACAACUAGAAGUUUAUCGUCACAGUAAAACUAAAACUCAUUUUUAUUUUCCCAUUCAAGAGACUGCUGCUGCUGCUGCUGCUGCUGAUGCUGGUGUUGCUGUGAAAAGAAUUAAAAUUGGAGAAAAAACUAACGUGUAUGAAGAUAAAAAGAAGUUUGAUAGCUCGUUGGUUCCAGAGAGCAUCAUCACACACUAUUUUGAGCAUACGACCGUGGGCCAGCGACGUUGUAAAGUACUGGCCCCCAAAUGCACAAACGUAUUCUCGUGUUUCAUGUUCAUGUUCUGGAGCAAACGGACGAUACUGACUAAACGUCUGUUAAAGGCUCAAGUCUGUCGGGAGUAUGAAACCGAAUGUGAGACUCAAGAGAAUACGUCGCAACACAUUGCUCGUGUGAGUAACAUAUUAGCAGAGGCAUCAGCUUGCUCCGACACGGUAGUGGGUGGAUCCGGUAAAACGGUAUCAUCGCUACCGGGGUCCAGAGGAACUGUGCCAGUAAGUCAACCACAAGCCAAACGACAGACAUCUUCAUCCGGGGGUGGCGGCAGUGGCCCCAAAAUCCACCAGGUCUGCUGUGGAGGAGCCGAUUCCCAGGACGAGAGUGACGAAGACGACGAGGAGGACAACAACGAAGACGAGCUCGAGGAUAAUAAAGAGGACAGUCUUAACGACAAGAUCGAAAGGGAAGCCCGGGAGCGUUUGAACCAGUGCAAAGAGCUCCUCAAGACUCUCAAGGAAAACCAGCUGGAGAUGCUGCUCAUGGCCAUAGAGAGUUGCGGCGCCGAUCUCGGCUCGUGUGUUCUCGUCUCCCGCAGACCCAUUCACAACUCUUCUUCUCAGCUGGACAUCACCAAUGGGGAUCAGCAGCCGGAUCCUUACCGGCGUCGCAAUUCCAAGCGAAAAUCCCGGCAUCAUCAUCAUCCUUUAAGACACCGUCACUCGCACCGGCAAUUUCCUCGCAUACGAUCUAGGUGUCGCCGCUGCGAGCUGCACCAGGGCUACAACAAAGACACCCAGCUUCUGGACGAGUCUUCUAGCCUCGCUCUUACUGGUGCCGCCGCGGGCGACGACGAACGCUGCUUAACCGGGGAAAAUUCACGGACUGAUUUCCUGCUAACUUCAUCGGCGGCCCACCUUCUCUCCUGCCAAAUUUGGCGGUGGCCUGAUAUAUCUCUCACGAGUCAGCUUAAAAAAUUGCCGCUCUGUCAUUCCACGAAAGAUCCCUCGUACGUUUGCUGCAAUCCCUAUCACUGGAGCCGGCUCUGCAAACCUGAGUCGCCACCACCCCCGUAUUGUCUUAUCCCAGCGAAGAGAGGUGCAACAAAAUGCGAAGCUUCUUCAUAUGCCAUUCAAACAAACCCAGCGGACACAAGACACUGUGGGAAUAAUAUUAUAGUGCCUUCGAGACUUCCGGAGUCGCUCACCACCGACGGAGAAGGUAAAGCAAUUGUCCUUUUUAGACAAAGGACAUACAAGAGUUUGGAUAAACUAUCAUCGAUGGUACUUGGGGGCCAAACAAAGCAUGAUAUUGUCAUAAGGAGGUCUAUAUGCUUGCGCAAAGACCAUUCAGAUAACUACGGAACUAUUUUCUUACAAGACAUCCACGAUGAUGAUGAUGAUGAUGACGGUGGUAGAAGAACGGGUCGAGUUGAACCGUGGGCCGCAGUGGCCCAUCCAGACAAGCCACUUCUUUACUUUUCUCUCUCUUUCCUUUUCUCAGUCUAUCCACCGCUUCACUAUACCUACUACAGAACCAUCAUCAUCAUCAUCAUCAUCAUCUCUAUCUUUAUUAUAUUAAGACUCUAUACUCUUAACCUUGGACUUAAAAUCCUCCAGCGUGGUGACGGGCAUCGACGAAAAGAAUGGUGUACUCUUGCUUACUGGGAACUUGGUGGUCGUGUUGGAAGACUUUACCCCGUGGAGUCAUCAACAAUAAGUGUAUUUGACUCGUUACACGACGGCGAUGGACUCUGCUUGGCCAGUCUUGCUGAGAACCAUGAUUCUGUCGACGAUGCUAAAACUACACGCAGUAAAAUUGGUCUAGGUCUCGUAUUGAGCCAAGAAGACGAUGGUGUAUGGGCGUACAACAGAUCCAGUAAUCCAAUAUUUGUAAAUUCUCCGACACUCGAUGAUCCGGAGUCACGUACAUUAUUGGUUUACCGCGUUCCUCCUGGAUCAUGUUUGAACAUAUUCGAUCGUGCAAAAAAUUUACCAUCACGCUGUACUUACAGCAACGGGAACGAAGGAGGAGGAGGAGGAGAAGGAGGAAUAAGUGGAGCAGGAGGCGCCAAUUCAGGUGGUCCUGUUGACAUGUACUCUGUGAGAAUAAGCUUCGUAAAAGGAUGGGGACCCAGGUACAAGCGACAAGAGAUAACAUCGUGUCCAUGCUGGCUUGAAGUUUUAUUAGCACCGUGCAGGUGA
Molecule: messenger RNA, 2583 nt
Organism: Cotesia congregata
Lineage: Eukaryota; Metazoa; Arthropoda; Insecta; Hymenoptera; Braconidae
Source: the annotation of a GenBank genome assembly